AUGAGGCGGCUUCUCAUUUGUCAGCUUUCACUCUGCUGCACAUGUGCCUGCCCAAUCUGGAACAAAAGGAAGAAGAAAGACUCUGAAGAAGAUGGCGACAAUGAUCUUUUGCAGAAAUACUCUGAGCCGGUGCAGUCUUUAGCGAACAGGAGCAUCGACGCAGGGUAUCAGACGGAUGCUAUGAAAGACAGUGACAACUGCUUCAGAUGCCCAGAUUUGGAAUGGCCCAAUAAUAGAAAGAAUCAGUGCAUUCCAAAAAAAGAAGACUUUCUUUCCUACACUACUGAUGUAAUUUCAAUAGUUCUCUCAUCAAUAUCAGUUCUCUUUUUGCUUAUAACAUUUUUGAUACUGGGAGUGUUUAUAAAAUACCGUGACUCCCCCAUUGUGAGAGCCAACAACAGAAGUCUCAGUUUCCUCCUCCUUGUCUCCAUCAAGCUGAGUUUCCUCAGUGUGUUUCUGUUCCUCGGUCGCCCUGGGGAUAUAACCUGCCGGCUGCGUAACAUCACUUAUGGAAUCGCCUUCUCCAUAGCCGUCUCUUCUCUCCUGGCCAAGACUAUCAUGGUUUAUAUUGCUUUCAAAUCCACCAAGCCAGGGAGCUCAUGGGGAAAAUGGAUGGGAGUGAAACUGUCCAAAUCUGUAGUCUUGGUCUUUUCGUCCAUUCAAAUAAUAAUCUGCAUGACUUGGUUGGCCAUUUCUCCUCCCUUUCAGGAACUGGACAUUCACACUUACCCUGGAACCAUCAUCAUUCAGUGCAAUGAGGGCUCAGCUCUUGGCUUUUACUCAGUUAUUGGGUAUAUGGGGCUUCUGGCAGCUGUUAGUUUUGUUUUAGCAUUUUUAGCUCGGAGCUUACCGGACAGUUUUAAUGAGGCCAAGUACAUC
Molecule: messenger RNA, 879 nt
Organism: Xenopus tropicalis (tropical clawed frog)
Lineage: Eukaryota; Metazoa; Chordata; Amphibia; Anura; Pipidae
Product: vomeronasal type-2 receptor 26-like
Exons: 3
Biological process (GO): G protein-coupled receptor signaling pathway
Cellular component (GO): membrane
Molecular function (GO): G protein-coupled receptor activity
Source: RefSeq, a predicted model, not a curated record